AUGAAUGUUCAACAUAGGUUUCCGAUAGAUGAAGAUCCGGGUAAAGUUAAAGAUAAAUAUUUUGAAGAUUUAUGGUUGGAAGCUAAGAAGCAAUGGAAUAUCGAGUCUGAUGACAUGAAAGAUUAUAUGAAGAGGAGAACUGUUAAACUUGCAUCAAAUUUUAAAUCAAGGCUAGUUUCAAAAUUUGUAAAUAAUGAAUUAGAUGCAUGUGUUGUAUAUACCUUUAUACCUCGCGAUGUUUGGGAUAGAUUCGUUGCACAAAAAACUACACCUGAGUUUUUGGAACGAGAAGAGAAAAAUAUGAUAGCCGAUGGGAGCUAUUAUCAAAAUGAGGAAGACCCUCGAAAAUCGAUACCGCGGGUGGACACGAACCAAACAUUCCGUGAAUCUAAUGGUGUGUCCGGUGGACGAUGGGUAGAAUAUCCAUCUAUUGAGGUUAUGAUAGCAUGUGAUUUGCUAUUAAAAGUUGCUGAUACUGAGUUGAAAGUAGCUUCUGGUAUGACAUGGCCAACCUCAGAAACGGUUAUAUAUUCAAAACCAAUAAAUGAAGGUUGUGUUAAAGUUCAAGUUGAUGAGAUCGUAGAAAUAUAUGAGAACUUGUCUGUGCAUGCCGUAACACAAACGGAUGAAGUUGAAUUUGUUAAACAUCUGCUUCAUAGCAUCGUUCAGUGGCCGAGAUAUGCAUUAAAGCUUGCGAACAAAACACCGAGCAAGUCAAAUAGUGGUACAAGAAUGGGCUCGAAUCACUCCUCUCCACAGAUACACGUUGAUGACACCACAACCUCAUUUCAUCGUCCACAGUUUGAGGAAAACCAAUUUCCUUAUCAUCAUCAAAUGGAUGCUAAUGAACCUUUUCAAGGUGGUUUGGUUGAUAUGAUAUUAUCUAUGAAUCCACAACAAAUUGAUUUAAAUGCACUCGGAUCCGGGCCCAGGCCCAGGUUAGAACGUGAACGCGAUCCCAAUCCUGAUCCUGAACUCGAACCCGAACCCGAUCACGAACCCGAACCCGAACCCGAAUCUGAAUCCGAAUCCGAACCUGAAAUCGAACCGUUUACAUGUGUAGAUGGCGCUCUUUAUAUAUCCUUGAGGAAAGUACAACAAAAAGUCCUAAAAUUCAAGCUAUUGCUUUUCAAGUAG
Molecule: messenger RNA, 1137 nt
Organism: Lactuca saligna
Lineage: Eukaryota; Viridiplantae; Streptophyta; Magnoliopsida; Asterales; Asteraceae
Source: the annotation of a GenBank genome assembly